Messenger RNA from Nerophis lumbriciformis (worm pipefish), 2703 nucleotides. It is a transcript of the gene foxm1, whose product is annotated as forkhead box M1. The record is from RefSeq and is a predicted model, not a curated record. Gene Ontology annotation, cellular component: nucleus. NCBI's taxonomy places the organism in Eukaryota, Metazoa, Chordata, Actinopteri, Syngnathiformes, Syngnathidae. Gene Ontology annotation, molecular function: RNA polymerase II transcription regulatory region sequence-specific DNA binding; DNA-binding transcription factor activity. Gene Ontology annotation, biological process: regulation of cell population proliferation; G2/M transition of mitotic cell cycle; regulation of transcription by RNA polymerase II.
UUUGCUACCAUUGGUUAGUUUCUUCCACGUGACCAGGUGCUACAUCACGGGCACAGCACCCGCAGCGCCAAAAUUCAAAAUACGUUUCUUUAAAAACUGCGACUUUUCGUUUUUAUUUUGCACCUAAGAUGAUUUCACCGACAAAAGAAUUCGCAAGAAUACAGCCAGUUGACGCGUCCAUCACGGAUAUAUGAAGUAAAUCUGCGGACAUCCAGCAACAUUUUGAGCAGCUUUUUGACAAUGAGGCGGAGCCCCAGAAGACCCUUGAUCCUCAAAAGAAGAAAGCUGCCCUUUCAGCAAAAUGACCCACCAUCAAGAAGCCCCAAGGAGGCUGCAAAGUUACCCUCCACUCAGCCCUUCCCUGACGGCAUCCGCAUCCUGGAUCACCCCAGCCUGCCCAACACGCAGGUGGUGAUCAUUCCCAAAAGGGCUGACCUGCAGAGCGUCAUCAACGCUCUCACUUUGAAAGGCAAAGAGCGCGGGGCCCAGGGCCGCAACAAGUUCAUUCUUCUGGGGGAGAGUGGCGCCCUGGACAGUGGCUGUCUUUACCAGGCUAAGACGGAGGAUGACUUUACGGGGAGUACAGCCAAACAGCAACAAAGUGGACACAACUCCACGCAUGGCACUGCUUCCAUUGAAAUCAAACAAUUUAAAAAGAAAGAGGGUGGCGUCCCCUUUGACGACAGCCUUACCUGCAUGCAGUGGCUAGAAAGGAGCGAUGCCUUUCUAGCCGGACAUGACGCUACGGAUGCCAAUAAAGAAAACCAAAAGACUCUUCAGGUCAACUGUGGGAUCUCAGUGUGCUUGUUCAGAAAGACACUGAUGACGCCACCGUGUCCACUUCCUGUCUUCCCACAGUUUUCGGAUGCAGACGCCGCCCCCGAGGAGCCCGAGUGCGAGAAGCCACCGUUCUCCUACAUGACCAUGAUCCAGUUUGCCAUAAACAGCCGCAGGGACGGACGCAUGACGCUGAGCGAGAUCUACAAGUGGCUCCAGGAUCAUUUCCUCUUCUUUAGGGAUGAGACUCGGAUGCACGGAUGGAAGAAUUCCGUGCGUCACAACCUCUCCAUUCACAACAUGUUUCUACGGAAGCCCACGCCCAACGGCAAAGUUUCCUUCUGGACCAUUCGGCCCGAAGCCAACAGAGGUCUCACCCUGAACCAGGUGUACAAGCCCGGCUGUGCCCCUGUGCCCACCUCUUAUGCCACGCCCAUGCUUUCAUUCCCCCAACAGCAGCAAACAGUUGAUGCUGACAGGAGAUGCCAGACUGGCUUGGAGAGGGGGAUGAAGCUUCUCCCCCUUCCAACGCCUUCCAACAUAGUUCCCAUCCAGCUCCCUGUCAAAACCUUUUCCUCCUCUUUGACAGCACACACGCCGCCUCCUCAUAGUCCUCCUAAAGCCAAGAGUUCAAGAAAAGCUCCCAAGCAGGUGUCGCAGAGCAACCAUGGCGACGCUCCAUGCAGCAAAGUGUCCGGAGAGGAAGAGAAAACUGAGCUGCUGAAUGUUGCCGUCAAGCGCAAGGGUUCCAAAGCGCUGGCAGAGAAACCUGCAAAGGUGUCCAGACGGAAGCAACAUCUUGUCCACUCUCUGCACGACGAGCCCGUCCUCAUCUACUCGGAACGCUCUGACUUUGACUCCGGUAUCGCCACCUCGCCCACCCUCCUGGACGAGCAGGACGCCGAGCCCGACCCAGAGGAGCAUCGCAGUCCCGACCGGCACUUCUCCUACAAAACCCCCAUAAAAAUCAGCCGCAGCCGCCUGACUUCCUCCACGCCCAGCAAGCCCCCCUCCAGCGUCCAAGCCGAGCCAUGGAAGGUCACCCCCUUGGGGAAAGAGGGCUGCAGCGUUCUGGACUUCAGCCCCAUCCGCACGCCCAUCGGUCCCGCGGUCACGCCCAUGCACGACUACACCACCUUCAGCCUGAACAGCACCCCCUUUAAAGACUGGGCCAUCUUCUGCUCCCCGGCCACCUCGCCGAGCGGGUGCCGGGAAAGCGGCUGCUCCCGAGAGCUGCUCCUGGCCGGCGGCGCCACGCCUUCCAAAUGCUCACUUACCGAGGGUCUCAUCCUGGACACCAUGGAUGACAGCCUGAGCAAGAUCCUGGUGGACCUCAGCUUUGGCCUGGAGGACGACAACCUGCAGUUGGCCGACGUCAGCCUGUCAGACAUCAUCCCUCAGCUCAAGUAGCUUGACUUACUACACGAAGAACCGCAAAGACGAUAAUACAUCACUUUUAUGCUUCCAGCUUUGCUCUUCUUCACUUGUAGUUCAACCUGUAGUCACUUUUUGUCUGGGGGAAAACUGCCUUAAUGACACUUUUUGUUGUUGUUCCUAUGUCAAUAGAGGAUUUAGUUUGUGUAAUUUUCACCUCCGGGGCCCCGAGAGGGACAAGCGGUAGGAAAUGGAUGGAUGUACGUUAAUUUGCACACGGUCUUAUUUAAUUCUGUUUCUUUAUGGUGUGAAAAAAACAGCACAAUGCUUCCAGGGGUCAGUUCUGGAAUGGGACUUUAGAAGACGGUGCAGGUUUGUUAGCAACAAGAUAUUUAAAACAGAAAAUACUCCCAAAAACACUACUACCGGUACAUAUUAUAAUAUAUUAGCAAUAGAUGGAUGGUUAUAUAGAUAGAUGGAUCUUUUAUUGUCAUUGCACAAGUACAACAAUAUUUCAUUUUCAGCACAAACCCGUUGAAGAUUAGACACAUU